Cicer arietinum (chickpea) is the source of this 2678-nucleotide messenger RNA. RefSeq names its product lysM domain receptor-like kinase 3. NCBI's taxonomy places the organism in Eukaryota, Viridiplantae, Streptophyta, Magnoliopsida, Fabales, Fabaceae. Gene Ontology annotation, biological process: innate immune response; protein phosphorylation. The record is from RefSeq and is a predicted model, not a curated record. Gene Ontology annotation, molecular function: ATP binding; transmembrane receptor protein kinase activity.
UUGUACACAUAUAUACUCACCAAAUUUUGUAAAUAAUUAGUCAUACAUUACAUUACGUGUAUGAUAAAUUGUCAAUAUAUUAAUGACCAAUGAGUCCAUCUUAAUAAUUUUCAGGGUCAAAUGAUAUCAUGAUAUUACAUUAAGCUAACUAACACCAUAUACAAUUGUUCUUUUCCAAAACCAAAGCUUGAUCGUUUACAUAUUUUUCAUGUGAUACUCUUAAAUUCUAUCAAUACAUGGAACCAAAAUCACCAAGAUUAUUUUUAUCAGUUUUCUUGUUGUCAUUUGCAUGUAUAUUGUUCAAUACUUCAGAAUCAAAGUGUACCAAUGGUUGUCACUUAGCUCUAGCUUCCUACUAUAUUAGAGAUGGUUCCAACAUCACAUUAAAUAAUAUUUCAAACAUUAUGAAAUCCAAUGUUGUUACAAAACCUCAAGACAUUAUCACCUACAACAAAAACAUUAAUGACUCUUUCAACAGGGUUAAUGUUCCAUUCCCUUGUGAUUGCCUCAAUGGAGAGUUUCUUGCUUACACUUUUCAGCAUAAGCUUCAGUUGACUGAAACUUAUGGCUCAAUUGCUGAUUUUAUUUUUAGCAAUUUGACCACUGAGGAAUGGAUAGAGAGAGUCAAUGUUUAUUCACCAAGUAAUCUUCCUGAAUUUGGAAAGGUUAAUGUUACUGUCAACUGUUCCUGUGGGAACAGAGAGGUUUCUUUAGAUUAUGGAUUGUUUAUCACAUAUCCACUUAGGAGUGAGGACACUUUGGAAUCCAUUGCAAAGCAUACAAAACUUGAGGCUGAGUUGUUGCAGAGGUACAACCCUGGUGUGAAUUUUAGCCAAGGAAGUGGUCUUGUUUUUAUUCCAGGGAAAGAUGAAAAUGGAGUUUAUGUUCCCUUGUCCCAUAGAAAAACAGGUCAUUUAGCUAGGAGUUUAGCUACUGCUGGAAUAUCUACUGGUGGAAUUUGCAUGCUUCUGUUAUUAGCAAUCUGUAUAUACAUUAGAUACUUUAGAAAGAAGAAUCAAAAGGAGGCUAAAUUGCCAUCAAAAGAUUCUAUGGCACCUUCAACUAAAGAUGCAGGUGCGAAUGGUGAUGGAGGAGCCAAAUUUACUAUGGUGGAAAAAUCACCAGAGUUUUCCUAUGAAGAACUAGCCAAUGCUACUGAUAACUUCAGUUUGGCUAACAAAAUUGGUCAAGGUGGUUUUGGAGAGGUCUACUAUGGAGAGUUGAGAAGCCAGAAAACUGCAAUCAAGAAGAUGAAGAUGCAAGCAACAAGAGAAUUUCUUGUUGAACUGAAAGUCUUAACAAGGGUUCAUCACUUUAAUCUGGUACCCUUGAUUGGAUAUUGUGUUGAGGGAUCUCUAUUUCUUAUCUAUGAAUACAUGAACAAUGGAAACUUAAGCCAACAUCUACAUAAUUCAGAGAGAGAACCAAUGGCGUGGUCUACCAGGGUGCAAAUUGCGCUGGAUGUAGCGAGAGGCCUCGAGUAUAUUCAUGAUCAUUCAGUGCCUGUAUAUAUUCAUCGCGACAUAAAAUCAGAGAAUAUUUUAUUAAAUGAAAACUUUGCUGGUAAGAUUGCAGAUUUUGGAUUAACCAAGCUGAGUGAUGUUGCUAAUUCAACAGAUAACACUGAUCAUGUGGCAGGCACAUUUGGUUACAUGCCACCGGAAAAUGCAUAUGGACGCAUAUCGCGCAAGAUAGAUGUAUAUGCUUUUGGAGUUGUUCUUUAUGAACUAAUUUCUGCUAAAGCAGCUGUGAUCAAGAUCAAUAAACUUAGUACUGAGUUCGAGAGCCUCGAGAUUAAAACCAAUGAAUCUACCGAUGAAUACAAGAGCCUUGUAGCUUUGUUUGAUGAAGUUAUUGAUCAAGUGGGAGAUCAUGUAGAAGUUCUAACAAAACUGGUGGAUCCAAGGCUAGGAGACAAAUAUUCAAUUGAUUCUAUUAGCAAGAUGGCACAGCUUGCUAAGGCUUGCACAAACCGAGAUCCGAAGCGACGCCCGACAAUGAGAGAUGCUGUGGUUUCUCUUAUGAAACUAAAUUCUACCAUGGAUGAUAGAACUAGGGCAGAUAGUGCAGUAUUGAGUCAUGAUAUGGAGCAUGAUUCUAAUUGAAAUUCCACUGUAAAACUUAAUACUAUUCUAUUCUGUGUUGGUUGUAAAACUUAUUAUAACAGAAGAAGAACAGAAAAAAAAAAAUCAAAAUGUUAAUAAUGUCUUCCAUGAAUGAUUCUUUGCAUUAGACAUAAAUAUAUAGAAAAAGUAAAAUCUAAAACCUUUUUAAUCUAAUACAAAUUAUACAAUGUCUUAGCAUUGUUAAGUCCCACAUCACUUAGAAUAUAUCAUAAAUAACUGUAUAUAAAUGUCUAACGUGCAACAUUGUUCGCUGAGUUGGGUAACGCCAGCUUGUAACCUGAGUGGGAGCAAUAGAGUGAUGGAACAUGGCUAUAGCUUGUUGGGCUGGGCUGGUAGUUGCAAUAUGCUGGCUUGCCCGCUCCAAGUUAUGAGUUGGACCAUGGUACUUGGGCUAAAGCUUGGGUGUCUUGGUUCCUAGACGAGAGGGCACUGCGUGAGGCUGGUUUCACAGAGCAGCGAAUACCUCUGGCUCAUUACAGUGGAGGGAUUACAGGCUGCUGCACUUCGAGCCCACUAAGCCUGGUGAGCCUAGCUUCUGAACCAUCACUUUUU